CUGGAACAAAGUCACGAAUGAGUCAGACUCGUUUGACAACUCCAAUACACUAUUCAAUGUAUAACACAAUGUGCGUGAUACAACAGGAAAAGUUAAUUGUUUAAAUUUUUUAAAUUGUUAAUUUUUAGUAUUCAUGUUUUAUAUUAUUUUUAUAUAUUUGCAAAUAAAAAUUGUUUAAAUACGGUCAUACAGGAGUAAAUCAAAAAUUAGUAUCUAUAUAGACUCUAAUCAGCUUAAAUAAAGGAAAAUUGUAUCGUGACGGAUGUAUCGACCUGUUUUCUUCUUUGUUCUGCUGUUUGCUGGUUAAACAUCGUGCCGUUCGGCUAGAAAUGAAGAUCAACCGUAGUCUGUCCCCGGCCAGUUAUGGGAAAUGAGGUUCUCCAGAAUCAUCAUGAUAUCCAUCCCCUUGUGCACGUCGUUCGCCCUGCUGCUUUCGACCAUUUUGUUCUUGAGAUACGGUUCGUGUCCGGAGGGGAAUUUUUCUUGUGCCUCCUCCGACAUGUGCGUGUUGCAGCGUCUUGUCUGCAACGGGAAAGCCGACUGCCCCAACGGCGAGGAUGAGGACGUAAUUAUUUGCUCUGAUUUGCACGGGGGCUUCUCGAGUAUGAUCGCAUCCCUGAAGAACAGGACAAGCAAUGCUUUUUGCGAAUUGAGCAACGUACCAAAGCAGUGCAAAUGCAAAAGCUCCGUGCUUUGUUGCAAAUCAAGAAACCUGACAGAAAUACCGACUGGAGUUCAGGGAAAUGUUAACGGAAUAAUAGUCAUGAACACCCAGAUUGAACUUUUUGAUACAACGUUUUUGAAUUAUCAUCCUUCUCUAAUAAAUCUUGGGAACAACGGUUUAACCAAACUACCUUCGAAAGUCUUCAAAGGGCAAAUAUACUUGAAAAAAUUGUUUUUAAUUAAAAACAAGUUAGAAACACUGAAUGGCAGUCUUUCUGUUGAAUUUGUAAACCUGAAUUGGCUUUUCCUGUACGACAACUAUCUCACUGAACUGAAAGCCAAAAAUUGGAAGAUGCAAUAUCUUACCUGGCUGGAUGCCUCAAAAAACAAAUUGACUCUGAAAAACGAGACUUUCAACCGUCUGACUUCUCUCAAGUUUCUUUAUCUGGAGAGAAAUAUGAUUCAAGAAAUAAACAAUGACAUAUUUGCAAAUCUCACUAAUCUUAUUGACCUAGAUCUGAGUUGGAACAUCAUAAAAUUUAUAGGACCAAGAGCCUUUGCCAGUCUUUACAAGCUGACAGAUUUGAAUUUAAUGAACAACUUAAUCCUAAGGCUCACUUCAACCCAUUUCCUCAUGUUAAAAAAUGUCCAGAAACUCCAACUCGGAGGCAAUGCUCGCUUGGAAAUUGGCAAUUACUUCUUCCCAUUAGAAUCAUUGAGAUCGUUGAAUUUAAAGGAUAUUGAAUUGCCAAAUUUGGAGUCUAGCAUUUUUGAAAUGUUGACAAGAUUGGAAAUUAUCUAUUUCAAAAAAUAUAAAUAUUGCACUUAUGUGCCACAAGUCAAGAGAUGCGUACCAAGAGCUGAUGGAUUGUCUUCAGAAAACGACUUGAUCGCAAAUGAUCUAUUGAGGUGGACACUUUGGACAAUAAUGAUUACAACUCUGAUAACAAAUUCAAUGGUCAUCUUGAGGAGGGUUGUCAGUUUCCAGACGUCCCCGCUGAGUUUGAUCAUCACAAACCUUGCCAUAGCCGACAUGUUCAUGGGUGUUUAUCUGCUCAUCAUUGGAGCUGGGGAUUUAUUUUAUAGAAAUGUUUACAGGAAGUAUGCUCACAUUUGGGUCAACUCUUGGACCUGCACAGUGGCCGGAGUCAUUGCAAUGAUGUCUUCGGAGGCAAGCAUACUGUUCUUGUUACUGAUCAGUGCUGAGAGGUUUCUGCUAAUUUCAUCUCCCCUGGGAGCUCACAAAAAUUUGACUACCAAAUCUGCCUACAGCAGUUGCAUCUCUAUUUGGCUGUUCUCCCUAUUACUUGCAAUUCUUCCAGUAUUCAAUUGGCGAUAUGCUACACGAUUUUAUGGAAAAAAUAGUUUCUGCUUUCCACUACAUAUCGACGAGCCAUAUAUGGUCGGUUGGCAAUAUUCAUCUUUGAUAUUUUUAGGAAUCAACUCUUUCAGUAUUAUAGGAAUUGGUCUUAUGUACGUUGGAGUCUUCGUGAGCAUUUGGAAGACGAGGAAUGCAACGACCCUUUGCGUCAAUGACUCAAGCUUUGCAUUAAGAUUUAUUUUCAUUGUGAUGGCCAAUUGCUGCUGUUGGGUUCCUAUAAUUGUGCUUAAAAUUAUGGCUUUUCUUUCCUGUGAUAUAUCGAAAGAUAUAAUUGGAUGGAUUGGCGUAUUCAUUCUACCAGUCAAUUCUGCAGUUAAUCCCGUCCUGUACACCUUCACCAUUCCCAAUAACUAAUACAUUCAAAGGCAAAAGCCUCAAAUUUUAUUCUCUAAAAUAAAUGUAAUGGAAAAAAAUUUACAAAAUAAAAAUACUAUCAAUCA
This is a messenger RNA of Cimex lectularius (bed bug), 2484 nucleotides long. RefSeq names its product relaxin receptor 2 (gene Lgr3). The transcript has 20 exons. The coding region runs from base 371 to 2398 and encodes 675 amino acids. Gene Ontology annotation, molecular function: G protein-coupled receptor activity; protein binding. Gene Ontology annotation, cellular component: membrane. The record is from RefSeq and is a predicted model, not a curated record. Gene Ontology annotation, biological process: G protein-coupled receptor signaling pathway. NCBI's taxonomy places the organism in Eukaryota, Metazoa, Arthropoda, Insecta, Hemiptera, Cimicidae.